Messenger RNA from Portunus trituberculatus (swimming crab), 3514 nucleotides. It is a transcript of the gene MED9, whose product is annotated as mediator of RNA polymerase II transcription subunit 9-like. NCBI's taxonomy places the organism in Eukaryota, Metazoa, Arthropoda, Malacostraca, Decapoda, Portunidae. The transcript is spliced from 4 exons. Gene Ontology annotation, biological process: regulation of transcription by RNA polymerase II. Gene Ontology annotation, cellular component: mediator complex. The coding region runs from base 60 to 362 and encodes 100 amino acids. Gene Ontology annotation, molecular function: transcription coregulator activity. The record is from RefSeq and is a predicted model, not a curated record.
GAUGGUGCCUGGUGGUGCCUGGAGCCGAGGUGGGGCGCGGGGCGAUGUGGUAGUGCAGUAUGGCCGGCCAGGUGGUGGCGGCGGGAGAUAUAGACGUGGACUUCCUUCCCAUUAUUUACCAGUAUCUCCGUUGCUUGGAGAAAGAGCAGCCUGACUUGGGUAGGGUAUCCCAGGAGUCCAGCCUGAAGGUACUGGAGCUGCAGCGCAAAAUUCAGACAGCACGAGAGCAGGUGCGCAAGUUGCCAGGAGUAGAGUAUAGCCGUGAGGAGCAGCUGCGGCGCCUGGAAGCCUUAAGGAAGCAGCUGGCUCUCAAGAAACACCUCCUCCUUAAGUAUAAAGCGAAGAGCGAGGUGCAGCACUAGGGAGACAACUCUAUAAGCAAAGGCACAUGUUAUUUGGCAAUGGUGCUGCGUUACUUGCUGCACCGACUCAUCAAUAACCCACAAUUGAUAGAGAAACUGUCCGAGUCAUAUCCCAUUCGUCGGGCUGCACAGCUCACUGCAUACGCUCUACAGCAGGGUAAGGAGACCAUCAAGGAAGCAGCAGAGUCUGAGGCAAGGAAGAAGGUGGACCAAUUUAGCCAAACCUUUACUCAGGAACUCAAAGAAGGAUUUAAGAAGAUUCAAGAUCAACAGAAGCAACAAAAGUAAGCUGGUUGGUUUUGGUGAAUUCUUGCAGAUCCUCAGUUUUAGCUUCCAUCUUUUUCUCUCCACUUCACAACAUCAUGCCUGGAGAAGCCUCCCCUAAGGAUGGUACCCAAGGAGAAGAAAAGAAACCAAAAUGCAAGGCAUGUUGUGCCUGUCCAGAGACCAAACGUGUGCGGGAUGCUUGUAUUGUGGAAAAUGGUGCCGAGAAUUGUCAGAAGGAGAUUGAGAACCACAAGAAGUGCAUGAAGGAGAUGGGUUUUGAUAUUUAGUGUUGCAGGACAGCAGUGUAAUACACAUGGGACAUAAUCAGCAAGUUGAUUUUUCUUUUUUUUCUUUUUUUUUUUUAAAGGACAAGGUUAGUUUAGUAGCCAUUGAGUGAUUAAUGCUGAUGGUAGAAGUCUACAGUCAGAAGAACAAUGACAACAACAUCACAGAAACACACCUUAUUUGUAGCAGAACCAAUGGGAGACAAGCCUGUCACAGAGUUAGCUGGUAUAGGAGAGUGUUGGGCAAGCGGCUGGAGAACAGAGGAUUUGACAAAGCUUAUGUGGUCUUGGGUCAGUUCCUGGUACUUAAGAAGAACAGGGAGUUGUUUUUAGAGUGGCUUUCUGACAUGGUAGCUGCUAACUCCAACCAGGCAUCUGAGUGUUACCAGUGUCUAGCUGAUUGGUGCAGUGAGUUCCUGUAGACUUGUUGCCUCAGCUAAGGUGAAGUCCAGCCAUCUUAUCUUUAGCUAUGGCUCUCAGAAACCAUUCAGCAGUGACUGUUGACUCUACAGACUCUGAUCAGAACCGUCUAUUACCAGAACACAGUCCUACGUCUCACUCAUCUGACAAUGCAUGGUCAUCUGUAAGGAGAGUGAUCUUGGUUCAUGGUGUGCCCCAGCGAAUCCUCCUGUCCCUGGUACCGCCACUAGUUUAUCCACAGUACCAGCAAGUGUACUCUGACCUCAGAGGACCUUUGCUUGUGGUAACCACUCUUGCCACCAUUAUUCUGUAUGGCUUACAUAAUCCAGAACAGGCACUGGCUUGGGAGCUGUUGACCACAACAAAACUAAGUCUGGGUUAUUGGCUGGGAUUUUCAUUGCUGGCAUUCUUGUUGGGGCAUUGUUUUGGGACCACCUUGACCCUGCCCCAGCUUGCCUCAUUGGCUGGUUACAGCUUGACAGGCCAUUGCCUGGUUCUCCUUGGAGCAGAGUUGCUGCACCAGGAGGAGAACCACACAGUGUUCUUCCUGCUGACCACUCUGUUUGGAGGCCUUGCCACUGGCCGCCUGGUAUUGUUGGUUCUGGCCCGCACACCAAAGCCCCCACACAGGUUACUGAUGGGCUCCUCUCUUGCUUCCAUACAUCUCAUGCAUCUCAUAUACAUCCAUUUUGCUUGCAUGAGGAAGUUUAAUGUGUGAAAAGUGAAGAUGUAGUAUGGAAUGCUGCAAGAUAACAUCUUUAGCUGCCCAACUCAUUCCUAGUUACUAUAAUUUCAAAGUUCAAAAUGAGAUCCUUGUAUUUUAAGAAUGUCAUUUGCUAUCCCAUCUUUUAUUUUAUUAUAAAAUUUUUAACGGCUUGAUUUGUUAAUGUAUUUCAUUAGAAUUGCAAUGCUGCUGAUCAAAGCUUGUUGUAAAUAUGUAACUGAUCAUUAAAAAAGAAAACCACAAAUAUUAUGCUCCUUACCAGUAUUUGUUACAUUAUGCUUUUACUCAUUCCAUACCAUACACACAAAUUGCCUUUUUUCAUCAUAAGAUAUCUUACUUGCAUUGUGCCAUGCCAAAAGAUCAGUCUAGUUUUGGUAUUAAAGAAUAUCAUGUACACAUGGCUUGAUCUUACAGAAUUACAUACAUCACUAAAAACCAGUCAGACUCGCCUGAUCUGGUGUAAGUUUGUAUCAGCAAGUUUAUUUAAAAGAUAAUGUAAUAGAGGAUGAAUAGAAGUAAAAGUGAACUUUUACCACCCUAAGGUUUUUAUGGUGUUCCAAAGAUCAGGUAUUGAACUAAAAAUGAGAAGGAAAGUUUCUAAUAUCCUCCUUAUGAAAGAUCUAGAAAUAUGGAAUAUUGUGUUGUGGUGUACAAAAUGUAAAAUUCUUAUUUUAUUAUUCUUCUGACCAACACACAACUAUGAAAGAUUCAGUUGUGCAUUGUACCUUGAUGUGAGAUACCCAAUUAAGCAGCAGAAGUGACCCUUACAGUGUAGUCACUGGGAGAUCAAUCCCAUUUCCCCAAGAUGCCUGAAAGCCAAUAUGUGAGGGAAUGCUUGUGUAUGUGAUUGUGAGUAUGAAUGUGGACAUGCGGACAUGUGGAUCUGCACGUAAAUGCCUGGUUUUGACUACCCUUCUUUGUAAGGGAUGUUGACCUGGUACUUAGAUAGACUUUUGUAUUGACUUAGAUAUUGAUAUGCAAGCAAGUAAAAUGAUGUUUUAUGUUCAUAAUGGAAUAGAUUUGGUCAAAAAACAGUACAGUAGUGUGUAUCUUACACUUCUUCAAAUUAUGGGACAAAUUUAGAGAAAAUAUAAAUUGAUGCUCCAUUAUGAAAAAUUAAAAUAGGAAUCUUUUUUUGUUUAAGAUAUAUCAGAAUGGCAUUUUACAUUUUAAUUAAGGAUUGCAACUUUGCAAUGGCACUACUGUUAAGUGUAAAAUGUAUCUUUGAAGAAAAUGCAUUGAUAUUUAGACUACUUGUUUGUGUUUAAUAAAUGGAGGAUUUUAGGAAUGACAAAAUCAUUAUAGACAGGAAGAAUUUACUGCAUUAGCUGUAAAGCUUCAAACACAAGAUUCUCAUGCCUUAGUUCUUGGUAGGUGUAAACAGUAAGAAUGCCUUGUAUGGUAAUCUUAUUUCAUGUAUUGUGUGAUCCUUUGGGAAAAUAUAAGUUUGUCUUUAA